Durusdinium trenchii is the source of this 939-nucleotide messenger RNA. The record is from the annotation of a GenBank genome assembly. Lineage: Eukaryota; Dinophyceae; Suessiales; Symbiodiniaceae.
AUGUCGAAGAAGGUCAGGAGGCUUCACUCGCUUGUGAGAGUCACCACGUCUGAACAGAUGAGUGAAUCGCAGUAUGUGGCAGAGAACGUGGCAGAGUAUGUGAAGUCCAUGACUGAAGUCAUGAAGACGAAAGCCCAUCAGCUGGGCAUUUUUCAUCACUCAGCCGCAAGGAGCAAGGAGAGACAGCUUUGGCUGCGAAGCCAGGCAACCGACACCCGUUUGGAGGAUGUGUUGGCGGAAGUGCGAGGGAAAUCCAUCAUGCUUGCCAUGGAUAGUAUGGACAAGACUUGGUGGCAACUUCGGGCCAAGUUUGACUCAUACUUCGAUUCCACGGAAGACCACUUGGCAGCCUUCAAAACAGCUCUGGAGGCAUUAGACAGCUACACGGACAGGUGCUCCAUGUCCUUCACGGGCUUGAAGUCUGCCUACACAGUCGUUGCCAGGGCAAAUUUGAAGACUCGUGCCACUUUGAAGGAGGUGUGGACUGCCACGAACCCUUUGGUUGGCCUAUUGGUGUCUCAAGUUCCUCGCACUAACCACUAUGGGUGGACUAGUACACGUCAGACACGGGUUGCUGAUAGAGAGUCGUUCGAGUUUGGUAAUCCAGAAUGUGAAGCCCUGUGUAUAGAAUGCGUCGAGACAAGUGUCCAGCAGUUUCUCAGGUCUGUAGGCUUUGCAGCAAGACACCGAACUGUCUUGCAUGAGCACCCACUUUUAUUCAUUCUUUACCAAGGGAGUCGGCCCCACCAGGCUCUAUUUGUUGGUCCAAUAUCAGUAUUCGCUGGGCCCCCCCCAUUUAAACGAGAUCAUUUUUGUGAUGACACUAGAGUAGUCCGAACGAGAUACUGUACUGUGAACAUGACCUCCUAUUUAGGUAGUCUAAACAAUAUAGGGUGUCCCCACAUAAUAGGUAGUGUCUUUGAGUUUACGUCGUACUGA